Messenger RNA from Scedosporium apiospermum, 1242 nucleotides. RefSeq lists its product as uncharacterized. The transcript is spliced from 4 exons. Gene Ontology annotation, molecular function: protein binding. The record is from RefSeq and is a predicted model, not a curated record. NCBI's taxonomy places the organism in Eukaryota, Fungi, Ascomycota, Sordariomycetes, Microascales, Microascaceae. The coding region runs from base 1 to 1242 and encodes 413 amino acids.
AUGGCUCGUUUGUCAACCCUCGGCCUCGGCCUCCUCUCCUCCUCGACCACCGUAGUCGCCUCCCUCAGCAACAUCCUAACUUAUGGUGAUCUCGAGACCGCCGAAGUGACCUCCGGCCACGGCCUCUGCGGCUGGGCGCCCCCCGACCCCCUCAACAGAGCUAAGCCCACAUGCAGCACCUCCCUCCUCCAAGGCUUCGGCACCAAGCCAAACCAAUGGUUCCCCUGGACACACCGCCCCUACUGCGCCGACACGCCCUACUGCGUCUUCACGAACGCGCACUUCCACGGCAACCAAGGCGUCAGCAUCAUCACAACCCCCGAGCUCGCGGCCAGCACGCUGAACAAGCUCGAGGAGACCUUCACGGCGCCGUUCCAGCAGCCCAAGAGCAGCGGGCCUCUGUACGAAGUCGUCGACAUGCCGGGGAAGGGGAAAGGAGCGGUGGCGAAGCGCAAGAUUCGUAGGGGAGAAAAGUUCAUGGUGGAUUAUGCGGGGUUGAUUGCUGAUACGGCGUUUCCGGGGGCGACGAAGUUGGAGGCUGGGAAGAAGCUGCUGGAUACGGCGGUUGAUCAGUUGCCGAGGGGGCAGGCGAUUAGGAGUCUUGCGAAGAGUACGAAUACGACGGAGAGGGUCGUGGAGGAUUUGUUGAGGACGAAUUCGUUUGGGAUGACGUUGGAGAAGAGGAAUAUCAUGGCCUUGUUUCCGGAGAUUUCGAGGAUGAACCACGCCUGUAGCCCCAACUCGUUCAUUCGAUUCUCAGAGAAGACACUAGCUACAGCGGCCAUCGCCUUCCGAGACAUCGAGCCCGGUGAAGAACUCACCAUCAGCUAUGCCGACUUCGGCAUGCUCCGCGACGAGCGUCAAGACUUCCUCCACGUCCGCUGGGGCUUCACAUGCACCUGCGCCCUCUGCAGCCUAUCCGAAGAAGACGCCGCAGUCUCGGACGAGCGGCGCGAGAAGAUCCGAGAAGUACGCGACGCCGUGCUCAAGCACGUGAAAAAGAGCGAGUUCAACCAGGCCAUCAAAAAGCACAAGAUCAUGAUCGACCUUAUCGUCGAGGAGGGGAUGCUCGUGCCGCUGGGCGAGUACUAUGACAUCUUGGCGAGGUUGUACGAUAGUGUUGGCGAUAGGAGGAACGUGGAGAAGUGGGCGAGGAUGGCUAUUGAUGAUUUGGAGCUGUUUGGAGGCGAGGAGAUUUAUGAGCAGGUUCCUGAGUUGAGGGAUCUGUUGGACGGGAUAUAG